This is a messenger RNA of Emiliania huxleyi CCMP1516, 786 nucleotides long. RefSeq lists its product as hypothetical. The annotation marks the transcript as partial. The record is from RefSeq and is a predicted model, not a curated record. Gene Ontology annotation, cellular component: microtubule cytoskeleton. Gene Ontology annotation, biological process: cilium movement. Gene Ontology annotation, molecular function: microtubule binding. NCBI's taxonomy places the organism in Eukaryota, Haptophyta, Isochrysidales, Noelaerhabdaceae. The transcript has a single exon.
AUGCACGCCCCCGAGGCGACCCUCUCGGUGCUCGCGCCCUUUGAGGCCUACCAGGCGGCUCGCGUCGACUUCGCCCAGGGCGUUGCGGGCCUCGCCUCGGCCGGCCGCGCCCAGCAGCCCUCGCACGAGGUGGAUGCGAGCGAAAAGAUGAUUGCCGCGCUGGAGGCCUCGGACACGGUGGGGGGAAACGUGACAGCGCUGCUGAUGGACCCAGCGCCGUCUGUGCAACGCACCGCAAUGAUCGCAAUGGGCAGGAUGUGCGGCCAGUCCCUUGCGCUCUGCCAACAGCUGUGCACGACAGAGAACCUUCGCCUCACCCUAAGCCGUGUCGCGCUCGGCGCGGCACCGGGCCUCCUGCGGGCGGCGCUCUUCCUGUUGUACACAUGCGCGUCCACCUCGGCAGAGGCCGCGCGGGAGCUGGUCGACCUGGGCGCCCUUGCUCCGCUGUGCGAGCGCGUCGAGGCCCUCGACCCGGCCAUCAAGACGGACGCGGUCUGGUGCCUGGCCGCAAUUGCGAGGCACGGCGCUCCACUCGCCAAGGAGGUGGUGGAGAGCGGGGCGCUGCCGCUGCUCAAGCUGUGCCUCAAGGAGCCGUCGGCGACGCUGCGGCGCAUCACUCUCUCCUGCCUCGGCUGCAUCGGCCAGCACAACACCGACCUCGCCUCCGCGCUAGUGAGGGAGGGCCUCUUGCCAGAGGUGCUCCCGUGCCUUCGCCACCGGGACGCGGUGCUCCGGCGGCAAGCGUGCCGAGCGCUCGCUGUGAGCGCGCAGCACCUCGAUGAGCUC